CCCAGGACUUCCGGAUCUAUGCCGGGCAGAAGACCUAGGCUCGUCUUCCCGCGCUGGCACCGGGGCCACUGUGGCCCCGAAGUGGUGGUGGCCCCGGAGUGGCAGUGAGGGCGGGGCGACAGCCGACGUCGCUGAGGCCGCAGACUCCAGGCCAACCCUGAACUCCAAUCCGGCGCCCAGGAGCCAGCCUGUAUUCCACCACGUUUUCUGGGAUGGAUGGGCACUUGCAGAAGACUGAACCGUUGCUUUUCCAAGUCUCUGUGAAAGUUAGAAGAAGCCAGCAAGUUUCUGUUUCCUGCAUAUAGGUGGAGAACAUUCUCUACCCUCCAUUUGAGCAGAGACCACCCAUCUGAGUGACAGCACAGAGCCCUAGCUGCCAGCCCACCCUACCCACCUGAGGCAAGUACCUGGGAUCCCCUUAAGGAGCUGACCAGGCAACAGAUUCAGGCCUGUGGGCGCACCCUGCUGCAGCCAUGGCGCUGGUCAGCAUCAACGAGCUGCCCGAGAGCAUCCUGCUGGAGCUGUUCACGCACGUGCCGGCUCGCCAGCUGCUGCUGCGCUGCCGCCUGGUCUGCAGCCUCUGGCGGGACCUCAUUGACCUGGUGUCGCUCUGGAAGCGCAAGUGCCUGCGCGAGGGCUUCAUCACGGAGGACUGGGACCAGCCGGUAGCUGACUGGAAGAUGUUCUAUUUCCUGUGCAGCCUGCGCCGGAACCUUCUGCUCAACCCGUGUGCGGAAGAGGAUUUGAGAUCUUGGCGAAUCGACUCCAAUGGGGGAAACCGAUGGAAGGUGGAGAGCCUCCCUGGAGACAAUGGGAAGGAUUUUCCUGAUCCCAAAGUCAAGAAGUACUUUGUCACAUCCUAUGACAUGUGCCUCAAGUCCCAGCUGGUGGACCUCAAGGCUGAGGGCUACUGGGAGGAGCUAAUGGACACACUUCGGCCUGACAUCGUGGUCAAGGACUGGUUCGCAGCCAGAAGAGACUGCGGCUGCACCUACCAUAUCCGGGUGCAGCUGACCUCAGCUGACUACAUUGUCUUGGCCUCCUUUGAACCCCCACCUGUGACAAUCCCACAGUGGAAUGAUGCCAUGUGGACAGAGGUCUCACACACUUUCUCAGACUACCCUCCAGGCGUCCGCCACAUCCUCUUCCAGCACGGGGGCCAGGACACCCAGUACUGGGCAGGCUGGUAUGGGCCCCGGGUCACCAACAGCAGCGUCAUCAUCAGUCAUAAGAUGACCAGAAACCCGGCCCCCCCUGCAGCUCAGCCAGAGGCAGGGCAAGGGCAGAAGGAAGCUGCCCAUAAGCCCUCCCCGUUUCAUGUCCACACUCCCUUCUGACUCCAUCUUCUGACAGCCACUCAUCCAUCCUCUCCCUGGUCAGCUAAAGGUCCCUCCAGGCAAGAGCUGAGCCUGGAGUGGGCAGUAAAGCACCUUGUCUCAGGAGUUCCUGCCCUAGUUUCAACCUUGGGCAAACCCACCAGCUCCUGGUCUCUUAACUGCUACAUAGCCCCCUUUUGUCACAAUAAAUGUUUUCAGUAAAACCAGCCUGGGGUUAGGUUUAUAGGUGGGGGAGGGGUUCUGUGGCACUUUAGUAGAGAAGCAGUUCUUCCUCAGCUUAAUGAGGCCACACCUCUCCCUCCCACUCCAGUUAGUGACAGCCCAACUCAACCUAGCCCUUGGGGCCCCUUUAUUGAAACAACUCACAGCACAGUAUUUGAGACAGACAGUGUUGGCCAGUUGAACCCCAGGGGCUGAGAAGUCAGGUCCCAGCAUCCAUCAUGGCCCUGGGGAAGGCUUCCAUGAAUGCAACCAGACCUGAGCAGCCUGGGGCUGGAGGGUGGGUGGUCCAUACAUAAAAGCAAUAAGAGCACUUGGAAUAAGGGUGGCCCUGCAGCACUGCCUUAGGCUAGGGGCCCCCCCAGAGUCUGACAGUUCCAGCAUCAGUAGGAUAGCAGGUGCACCCUCAGCUGCUUUUAUGAGCUCGCUCUUCCACAUAGAGUUGCAUCUAAGGGAGAAAGAGAAAACAACUAUGAGUCAGCCGGGGCACCUACACUCACUGGGCCCACCAAGGUUAAGGGAAAGGAGAGAGAAGAAAAACCUUACACUGGGUAUUCCCUAGUCCUCUUCCCUGAGCCUUGAUCUGUAAGUCCCCUGGCAAGACCUCCUUAAAAAUCCCCUAAAUAAAGUUUCUGUGGUCCCCAUGAAGCUCACCUUUAAAA
Otolemur garnettii (small-eared galago) is the source of this 2218-nucleotide messenger RNA. Its product is annotated as F-box only protein 6. Gene Ontology annotation, biological process: SCF-dependent proteasomal ubiquitin-dependent protein catabolic process; glycoprotein catabolic process. The coding region runs from base 474 to 1337 and encodes 287 amino acids. The transcript has 7 exons. Gene Ontology annotation, molecular function: protein binding; ubiquitin protein ligase activity. The record is from RefSeq and is a predicted model, not a curated record. NCBI's taxonomy places the organism in Eukaryota, Metazoa, Chordata, Mammalia, Primates, Galagidae. Gene Ontology annotation, cellular component: cytoplasm; endoplasmic reticulum quality control compartment; SCF ubiquitin ligase complex.